Molecule: messenger RNA, 1536 nt
Organism: Daldinia loculata
Lineage: Eukaryota; Fungi; Ascomycota; Sordariomycetes; Xylariales; Hypoxylaceae
Product: MFS general substrate transporter
Exons: 4
Coding region: 1-1536 (511 amino acids)
Biological process (GO): transmembrane transport
Molecular function (GO): transmembrane transporter activity
Source: RefSeq, a predicted model, not a curated record
AUGGCAGUGGAUAUCAAAGACGGAGACCAGUCCGAGAAGCCUGAUCUAGGACCUAAUACGGAAGGCAUCUCUACGUCAAGUCAAGAUGGCAAUGGAACUUCGUCACCGGGAACUCUUGAAGAGACGGGACAAAACACCCUGCUAGCUAAGGCAAUAAAAGCUUGGAAUUGGAUACCGCAGCGCUGCCGCUACGACCCCGAGAACCCACCAAACUUCACCCUCGCGCUGAAUAUAUUAUUCGCUUUCAGCGGAACAUUCACCGUUGCGAACCUCUACUACGCGCAACCAAUCUUGAACGUCUUAGCUAGGGACUUCAACGUAAGCUACGAGCGCGCCUCUGACGUCGCCACGUUGUCGCAAGCGGGAUAUGCCGUGGGCCUGCUUUUUCUGUGCCCCUUGGCGGAUAUGGUUCCGCGGCGGCCGUUUAUUCUUUUCCUUAUAUGGGUGACUGCAACUAUUUGGAUUGGGUUAUGUCUCACGAAUAAUUUUGAAGUAUUCAUUAGCUUGUCGUUUCUGUGUGGAGUUGGAACAGUCACACCGCAGCUAAUGCUACCACUUGUUGGCGACUUAGCACCGGCUCAUCGCCGUGCUAGUUCUCUGUCAGUAGUAGUAUCGGGAUUAGCACUAGGAUUACUGAUCGCGAGGGUCCUGUCAGGUAUAGUGGCAAACUUCACGUCGUGGAGAAACAUCUACUGGAUAGCAUUCGGUGCACAAUAUUUGACUUUAGUGCUGCUCUAUUUCUUUCUCCCUGACUAUCCCGCAAAGAACAAGGGGCUUAACUAUUUUAAAGUCCUGUGGGGAAUGGCUGUCAUGGUCGUCACAGAGCCGCUCCUCACCCAGGCGUGUAUUAUUGGGUUUCUCCUCAGCGCCGCCUUUACCUCCUUUUGGACAACUCUGACUUUCCUUCUCGCAUCGCCGCCGUAUGAGUAUUCUUCUCUCGAAAUCGGAUGUUUUGCCUUUAUUGGAAUUGUGGUUGUCGCACUUGCUCCAGUCUGGUCGCGUCUCAUUACAGAUCGCUUCGAAUUCCUCUUUUCGGUCGUUCUUGGUCUUGGUUUCGAGUUUAUCGGUAUUGUGAUAUCGACCUUCAUCGGGAGCUUUACGGUAGCGGGACCUAUUAUCCAUGCUAUCAUGAUGGACUCGGGUGCAAACUUCACGCACACUGCUAAUCGCAGUAAUAUUUAUAGCCUCGAUCCGAAAGCAAGGAACCGUGUGAAUACAGUAUAUAUGGUUUUCGCCUUUGGUGGGCAAAUUAUGGGUACAGCUGUCGGAAAUAGACUGUACGCUCAGGGGGGUUGGGUUUGGAGUAGUGGCUCCAACAUCGCUUUCAUCGGCGUAGCUAUUAUCGUCGGUAUAAUUCGUGGUCCAAGGGAAACCGGCUGGGUAGGAUGGUCUAAUGGUUGGAGUAUAAGGAGAGAUGACAUUCCAAAGAGAGGAGCAGCGGGUUCCGCUGAUACGGACAUCGAGGAAGCUCCGUCGCCGUCGGAACAGCCGGUGGAGAACCCAAUGGGUGAAGCCGUCCUACGGGAUCCGAGAUAG